Molecule: messenger RNA, 3750 nt
Organism: Rhopilema esculentum
Lineage: Eukaryota; Metazoa; Cnidaria; Scyphozoa; Rhizostomeae; Rhizostomatidae
Product: vinculin
Biological process (GO): cell adhesion
Cellular component (GO): actin cytoskeleton
Molecular function (GO): structural molecule activity; actin filament binding
Source: RefSeq, a predicted model, not a curated record
UUGAUUAGAAUAUUGGUAGGAAGCAUGGCUUCUAGGCGGAGCAGUCUCUGUUGACAAUCGUGUCAAUAGCACAAUAAUUUCGACGGUAAAUUCAUUAGAGUGGUUUGCCACAAACAAAGCAGGGUCGAUUUGAAUUUUGCAAGUCGUAUGUGAAGCCAAAUUCCCCUCAAGAGGAUUGCUUUCAUGUACAGCUGUCUGUAGUAUUGAAGUGAAGAGAAUCAAGAUGCCAGUGUUCCACACGAAAACCAUUGAGGCAAUCCUCGAGCCAGUUGCCCAGCAGGUAUCACAACUUGUCAUUCUCCAUGAAGAAUCAGAGUCUGGCACCCCCAUUCCAGAUCUCAGUGUGCCAAUCCAAGCAGUUGGAGCUGCUGUGCAGCAUCUUAUAGUUGUUGGUCAACAAACUUUAAAGCAAAGCAAAGACAAAGUUUUGAAACAGGAAAUGCCUGUUGCUUUUCAAAGAGUGGAGGAGUCAUCCAAAUUUCUUAUUGAAGCAAGUAUUCUCCUGAAGCAGGACCCAUUUUCAAAGGAAGCUAAAAAGAAGUUGAUCAAUGGUGCCAGAGGCAUCUUAUCUGGGACAUCAACUUUGUUGCUCACUUUUGAUGAUGCAGAAGUCCGAAAGAUUCUAAAGUCAUGCAAGUCACUACUUGAAUACCUGAGAGUUUCUGAACUUGUCGAAACAAUGCCUGAUCUUAUUACUUUUGUGAAAAACCUCACACCUGGUGUUACAGAAACUUGUAAAAUGGUUGAUGGUAGACAAGCCGACCUUACUCACCAAGUUCAUCGUGACUUGCUCAUUAAACACACAACAAGUGUAAAGAAGACCUUACCUCUUCUUAUCUCAGCAAUGAAAGCAUUUGUUACAACAUUAGAGAGAGGUGGCCAAGGUAGGGCUGAAGCUCAGGAAAACAGGAAUUUUCUGAUAACCAGAAUUAUUGAUGACAUUUUGGAAAUAAUGAGGGUUUUACAGUUGAAAGUUUAUGAUGAAGAAGAAGCAGAGGAUCCAACAACAGAAAUGAGGAAGGCACAAGGAAUCAUUGUUGGCAAAAUGGAUCAGGCUAGGGACUGGCUGUCAAACCCAUCUGCUGAUGCCAAUGGCCUUGGCGAAAGGGCGAUACGAGACAUUCUAAAACAGGCCAGAUCAGUGGGUGAAGCGAGCAAUGACCCACGAAUCAACAAAGUAUGUACAGAACUCGAUCAGCUCAUGGACAACCUAUCGGCCUACCGUGCUCGUGGUCAGGGUAACAGCCCAGAAGCCUUGCGGUUGGCUGAAGAAAUAGGCAAGCGCCUGGAAUACCUGCAGGUAUUAGUAGAUGAUGCCAUUUCCAAGGAAGCAGCAAGUGGCAAGAAGCUGCCUGCACCAACAACAAAGGCACGUUUAGAACAAGCUUUGAUGUGGAUCGAUGAUCCAACUGGACAGAAAUCGGCCAUUGGACAAAGGGCUGUCUCUGUUUUGUUGAUGGAGGGCAGACAAUUGGCAGAGACACUCGAAGGUCCAGAGAGACACCAGUUGCUAGCCACUUGUGACAAUGUCCAAAGAUUAACAAAAGAGCUCGCAGAUCUCAAAGCAAGGGGAAUGGGCCAUACUCCUCAGGCAAUGAAGAUUGCCCAGCAGCUGAAAGUGGAAAUGGAAAAACUGCAGAAUGCCAUCCAGAAGGCAGCUGUUAGGUCGGUGAUUGAACAUUACAUGGACCCAGUUGGGCACUUGAAUGCACUUGAAAAAGCUGCAAAUGCACCUCCAGGUCAACCGAACCGAGAUGCUGAUUUUGAAGAGAGGGCUGGCGCUUUUGAGCACUCGAGUAAGCUUAUGACAGAUACCGCGGAACAGGUGGCCUCUGCUGGCGGCUCCACCAGUCGCCAUUUGAAGGAUACAAUCAAGUCCAAAGUUAGAGAGAUCCGAAUGUUGACUCCACAAAUCUCACAUGCGGGCAAGCUACUUCUAGCAAGUAAUGGCGACCCAACGGCUGCUGAAAACUUCAAAAAGCUCAAGGAAGAAUGGAAAGAUCAGAUCGAAGAACUGACAGGACUAGUUGACAUGGCAACAGAUGCCUCGGAUUUCAUCAAAGAAAGCGAGGAUGUCAUCAAAAAGGACUGCGAAGCUGCCGAAAUUGCCUUGAAGCAAGGAAAUUUGCCUCUGCUACUUACAAAAAGCUCUCGAAUCGCUCGCUGUACCAAUCGCAUCGUUCAAGUUGCCAGAGGAGAGGUUGAAAACCUGGACGAUCCUAAGUUCAAGAACGAAGUAGGAGCUGCUACGGAACAACUGUCAGAACGUGUUUCGCCAUUGAUUCUCAGUGCAAAGGCUGUUGCGCAGAACCCAAAUGAUGCCGCUGCAAAGGAAGGCUAUUUGAGAGCAGCAACUAAGCUGAAAGAAGGAGUGGCUGAUUUGCGAAAGGUGUUUAUACCCGAUGCCCCAGAUAUCUCAAAAUUGAAUAUUUCUGAUGCCAGCCCAUCCAGGCCACCUCCUCCGCGUCCACCCCUUCCAAGCGAGGAGGCGAUCAAGCCUUCAGAAGCACAGAAAUUCGAGGCAGUUCUGAGAGCGCCGCCCGCUGACAAUCGAAUGGCUGUUGCUGCGCAUCACCUUCACUCUGAAGCAACCAAAUGGGCAGAGGAAGGAAACGCGAUCAUCCAAGCUGCCAAGAACCUCGCUUUACUUUUUGCCAAAAUGUCCAAAUUUGUGAGUGAAGAAGAUGGGGAACAGUCCUCUAAGAAGGAACUGAUCGACACCGCAAAAUUAAUUGCUAUAAACAGUCAAAACGUGGUCAAACUUGCAAGACAAGUUGCAGAUGAAUGCCCUGAUAAGAGACUUAAACAGGUUCUGCUGCAAACUGUUGAAAGAAUCCCUACAACGGGAACCCAGUUAAAGAUUCUUGCCACUGUUAAGGCAACUAUGUUUGGAGCAAGAGAUGCUCAAGCUGACCAAGAAGCCACUGAAAUGCUCGUUGGUUGUGCUGAGAAUCUGAUGUCGGCUGUGAGGCAGACUGUGAAGGAAACCGAGGCUGCUUCUGUUAAGAUUCGUGGUCCUUCAUGGCAGUGGACGAGGUCAUAGGUCAGAGAUGAAGGUCGAAAGUUCAGGAAGUAGAGGUCACUCGAGUUUUCUUUCAUCUCAACCGGGACACUGUUACUAGCCAAGGCAAUAAACUCCGUGGCAGCCUGGCAUUUUUCUGAAAUCUAGAUUUUUGACAAUUUAAAAACUUGCAACAAGAUGCUGGCUUCCGCAAGAAGAAUUUCUUGAAUUAGCGUAAACUAAUGUAUUUUUUUAAAUCGCCGAGCAAAUCAGCUUUUUUAAUCAUAGACCAGUUAAUUUUUCUAAGAAUAAGUACUGCGUUCGGAUUAGGAUUUUGUGACACAAAUAUUUCCAGCAUUUAGGCUAUUCAUAGUUUUACUUAACCAAACAAACCCAGAAAUGUUUCUUUCAACAACCUACCUAACCACGAUUCUUUAAAGACUGCAAAUUUUAAUAACUUCACUUAUAUAUUCAAACAUUAGUCUAUAUAAAAUCAAAAAAAUAAUGAUAACCUCUUCGUUGCCACGCCUUACAUUUUUUCAGUCGCGCUAUCUGUUAGAAAAUUGAUUUUUUAUUGAAUAUUAAAGCUGUUUUGCUUCUAGCAUCAUGCAGUAUUUAAUUUGUAAGUUUUAUAAACAAUCGAGAAGCAAUUCAUAAACUUUUGAUGAAAUGUGAUUACUUUUUGCGAUUUAACGGUAAUGCAACUAGGUUGUGGUUCAUUUUAAUGCGAUCAAAAAGAUUGAGUUGUA